This is a messenger RNA of Neodiprion virginianus, 2681 nucleotides long. RefSeq names its product ubiquitin carboxyl-terminal hydrolase 5 (gene Usp5). Gene Ontology annotation, molecular function: zinc ion binding; protein binding; cysteine-type deubiquitinase activity. The record is from RefSeq and is a predicted model, not a curated record. Lineage: Eukaryota; Metazoa; Arthropoda; Insecta; Hymenoptera; Diprionidae. The transcript is spliced from 13 exons. Gene Ontology annotation, biological process: protein deubiquitination. The coding region runs from base 200 to 2605 and encodes 801 amino acids.
UGACUGUUGAUUUCCGGUUCCACAUCGGUUUCCCCUUGAUUAACGCAAAUCAUUGACAUCAAUUGUGGCCGGCUAGAUAUUUGUUGGUUAUAUUCAUCAUAUUUACAAAAAGAAUGAAACUACGGACUGUCUAGUGCGUAAAGAAUCCUCCUGAUAUUAAUUUCCCACGUAUAUUAAAUUAGAUCUACUGUUUGACACGAUGGGCGAGCUAGUACAGUACUUAAAUAAAAUAAAAAUACCCCAGCGGGGAGACAAAAUAUAUAAAGAUGAAUGUGUUUUCUCGUUUGACACACCAGAAUCGCCGAAUGGACUCUACCUCAAUCUUACAACAUAUUUGGGACUAGGUCAGGAUCAUGUCGAUGCUUACUAUCAAAGGACCAAUAACCCUGUAUUUCUUCGCUUGAAGAGAUCAAAAAAAGAAAUACCUGCCGAGCAGCAAGGGGAUGGUCCUGAGAAAAAAAUAACCCGUUUAGCGAUCGGGGUUGUGGGAGGAUUCACACCGGAUACUAAAAAAUACGAGUAUGAUGAAUCCUACGAGAUUGUUAUAUUGCCCAAUUAUGUAACAAUACCGUAUCCUAAGGAUGAUUUGCCUGAACAAGUUAAAACUGCCAUAAAAUCUCUAUUGGAAGCAGAGUCUGCCUCAAAGUUAGCAGAAACAGAAGCCUUAGCUGGAACUUGGGACGGAGAAGCGAGAAUAGUUUCAAAGCAUGCGGCAAAUUUAAAACAGUUGGGCAAUGGAAAGAAGAUUCCUCCAAGCGGCUGGAAAUGUGAGAACUGUGAUUUGACCACGAACCUAUGGCUCAAUUUAACCGAUGGGUCAAUACUCUGCGGGCGGAAGUUUUAUGACGGAACUGGUGGGAAUGAUCAUGCCAUUGAACACUAUCGCACCACGGGCCACCCUUUGGCUGUUAAGCUCGGAACAAUCACCAAAGAAGGAAAAGGGGAUGUUUUUUCUUACGAUGAAGAUGACAUGGUUGAAGAUCCGCAUCUUAUCACGCAUCUAGCACACUGGGGCAUCAAUAUUACCCAUAUGGAGAAGACUGAUAAAUCUAUGGUCGAAUUAGAGUUGGACCUUAAUCAGAAAUUUGACGAAUGGGUAGCACUUCAGGAGGCUGCGAGCAAAUUAACUGCUAUUUACGGCCCUGGAUACACGGGACUCGUUAAUUUGGGUAAUUCCUGUUAUCUGAAUAGCGUCAUGCAGAUGGUGUUCACUAUACCUGACUUUAUAAAAAGAUAUGUUGAGGGAGCUCCGCAACUUUUUCAACAGUCUGGCAAUGAUCCUGCAAACGAUUUUAAUACACAAAUGGCAAAAUUAGGAGUGGGUCUAGUCUCUGGGAAGUACUCUGUUCAGCCGCCGUCUGGCUCAGAAGACGAACGACGCCAAGGCAUACCUCCGAGAAUGUUCAAGACUCUUGUCGGUCGUAGUCAUCCGGACUUUUCAACCAACCAUCAGCAAGAUGCACAAGAAUUUUUCCUCCGGCUGAUAGAUCUUUUAGAUCGCAAUAGCCGUCAUCAAGCCAAUCCUGCAGAUUGCUUUAAAUUUAAAGUGGAGGAAAGAUAUCAAUGUGGAGGAUCUGGCAAAGUUAAGUACACCCAUCGUCCCGAAUAUUUGCUGCCACUUCCCAUUCCGCUCAAAGCAGCUGUAAAUCAGGAAGAAGUCGCUGCUUUUGAGGCAAAGAAAAAGGAAGUAGAAGCAAAGGGUCAAAAGAUGGAUUCCAACAGCAUCGUCAGACCUCGAAUAAAACUUUCAUCGUGUCUGGAGAUGUUCACCCAGCCUGAAAUUGUAGAACAAUUUUAUAGUACAGCUCUAAACCAGAAAACAAAUGCAUGCAAGGUCACGAGUCUCGCCAGUUUUCCGGAUUACUUGGUUAUUCAUCUAAAAAAAUUCACCCUGAGAGAAGAUUGGAUCCCCAUUAAAUUGGACGUUGCUAUCGAGAUGCCAGAUCAGUUGGAUUUAAGUAUGCUUCGUGGGCUGGGAUUACAAAGUGGAGAAGAAUUGCUACCGGAACUUGCCGGCUCUGAACCACCACCUCCUGUUUUCGAUGAAGCCAUUCUCGAACAGUUGAAGGAUAUGGGUUUUCCACCAGAAGCUUGCAAGAGAUCGUUAUUCUUCACGGAAAAUCGAGGCUUGGAAGCCGCAACUAACUGGCUCAUGGAGCAUAUCCUAGAUUCCGAUUUUGCAGAUCCAUUUGUGCCUCCGGGUAUCGACAUGAAGGCAGGAAAAACGGACUUCAAACCGAACGAAGAAGCCCUCCAAAUGGUGAUGAGCAUGGGUUUCACCAAAGAACAAGCAACUAAGGCUUUGAAAGCAACCGAUAACAAUCUCGAACGCGCAGCAGACUGGAUUUUCAGUCACCAAGCAGAACUGGAUGCUCCUGACACAGAAGAAGGUCCGGUGCAGGAUGCUGCGUUUAGAGAUGGAAAUGAACGAUACAAAUUAGUUGGUUUCAUUUCUCAUAUGGGUACCUCAACUAUGGUUGGCCACUACGUUUGUCAUUUGCUGAAAGAUAAUCGCUGGGUAAUAUUCAACGAUGAAAAGGUUGCACUAUCUGAAAAUCCACCAAAGGAAUUGGGCUACUUAUACCUGUAUCAACGUAUCGAAUAGAAAUUUGAAUGGGCAUGUUUUGUAAAAACUUUUUAUCGUACACCAAAAUUUAACAAUAAAAUAAAAAUCUAAAUCA